AUGAACAUAAGAUCGAAAGCGCUUUCCACUCUUCUCGUACUCAGCUCCCAAAUACGGUUGAGCAUGUCCUGGCGUUCCAGUGGAAAUUCCAAUGCCGAGCUUGUAACUAACAUGAAAAGUACGUUUCUUAGCCCUUUCAGCUUUUUAUUCUACGCAGUUUUGCUUUUUUUUUCAUAUCCAUCUCUUAAUGUCCGAGUUUUCGACCUUUUCUGUUCUGGAAACGGAAAAGAGAUGAUUUACAAUAUUAUUUUUUUUUUCUUCAGAAAAUGGCCUUUUUUCAUCGAACCGAGUUGGAGAGGCCAUGUUAGCUGUGGAUCGCGGCGAUUUCACAAAUAACAAUCCUUAUGAAGACCGACCGCAAACUAUUGGUUUCAACGCUACCAUCUCUGCUCCUCACAUGGUUUAUUUCCAAUCAAAAUCAGAUUUUCAAACUUCUAUAAUACAUUUUCAAUUUGGAUAGAAAAUACAAAGUUUUAGCUUUGUAAAAAAAUUUCAGCGUGUUUCUUUUGCCUGAACUUCAUAAAAAGAAAAAAAAAUUGCUGAGCGGAUUAUUUCCACCGAUAAAAAAUGAAGAUCGAAAUUUAUCAAAACCUUGUAAAAAUCGCAAAGGUUUCUAUUUUCUAUCUGUGUGACGUCGAAAAAUCUCAGAUUUUUUUUUACAAUCAAUUUUUGUAUUCUGUUAGCGUUUCAUACGCUUUAAAAAAGUUAAUUUUUAUUAUUUAGUAUGAAAGGUCGUCAAACUUUAUGUAUAUCGCUUCUGGAUGUUGCAGAUGGAAGUUUUAUGUAAUAUUUCAAUGCAAAAGUGUUACUAUAUUGGAGAAUGUUUGGCUGGAAACAUUCGAGAAAGAAAUGUUUGAUCUUCUUUUUGUAGCACGCGGCCGCUCUGGAGGCCCUGAAAGAUCAUUUUGUUGCCGGGGCGAACGCCUUGGACGUCGGCUCCGGAUCGGGAUUCCUGGCUGCGUGCAUGGCUCAGAUGGUCCCUCAAGUUUGUCUCCCUAACGAAUGCGGCAAACUUCAAGGUCGGCCCUAAUAGAACAGUUGUCGGAAUCGAGCACAUUCCUCAGCUCGUCGAAAUGAGCAAGAAAAACGUGGCGAAGCACCACAGAAACCUUCUCGAAAAUCAAAAUCUCAUUCUUGUAGAGGUGAAGACAAGAGGUGUACUGAGCAAUAUAGAGUGAUUCAGGGGGAUGGACGUCUCGGAUAUCCAAGCAAAGCUCCAUAUAUGGCCAUACACGUGGGCGCCGCCGCUAAAGAGAUUCCGCCACAGGUUAAUGAUCAAAUAGUUCUAUUUAAAUGUCCGAGAGGUGAAUCUUCUGCAAAUCUCUCGAUUUUAAAUAAUAAAGAAACAAUUUUGUUUGGAUUGAAAUCGAAAUGAAGAAAGAAGGAAGCCCGCUCCAUUUGACAGAUGCUAUGAUGAAGAUCGUUAAAUCUUUUUAUGAAAAGAGAAAAUGGGUGGUUUUUAUUUUUCAAAGAAACAGUGUAGAAUAUUUAUUGAUUAAAAACUUUUUCAUUUCUGAGAAGGAUGCCAUUUCCUUAGAAUGUAAAAAAGGGGGAAAAAUUUUUUUCUAUUUUUAAAUAGGUUUCCCUUGCCAAAAAACCAAUCGUCGUAAAUAUUUCUUUCAAUGUCGACGUUUAACUUCUUGGGUUUAAAUAUGAGGAGAAGCUUAAAAAUUAUUUGAAGUUUAGUUUGAAAUAAGAUGGUAGGAAGGAAUUUUGGGUUCCCGAAUAUUCGUGUUAAUUGUGCAUACACCGAUCUUGGAGGCUCGAAUCUUUGAAAAUUUGAAUCUUUGCAAACGAUAUUUGGGAAUAUUCACCUCUUUUCUGAUUUUUUAUAAUUUUUCCAAUGUUUUUGUUAACAGAAGAUGAUGGAGAAUAUAUACAGAGUGAAUGAAAAUGUGGAAGCCGUUCUGCAGCGAAUAUUUGACUACUUGUAUGCGAGAAAGACGCAUUAUUUGAUAAAAAGUUAGUUGAAAAAAAUCAUACAGUGUUCAUUUGUGGUCGAAACACGACAUCCUCACAAUAGAACGACAAAGGAAAAAAAUGUAGGAAAAAAAGAAGGAAAUUCAAAAAAGAGGGGAAUAUUCCCAAGAAUCGUUUGCAAAGAUUCAAAUUUUCAAAUAUUCAAGCCUCCAAGAUUCGUGUAUGCACAAUUAACGCUCACGAACAUUCGGGAACCCAAAAUUCCUUCCUACCAUCUGAAAUAACUUUAAAUCGUGUACAUCAAAUCUGAAAAAUAUUUAUAAAUUUAAAAAAUUUCAGCUCAUCGAGCAGCUAGCCGAAGGUGGUCGAAUGGUGAUUCCAGUUGAAAAGUCGGUCGGCGAACAGGUUUUCCAGUUCAGAAAAAGUCUUUUUUUCUAGUUGAUAUUUAGUAUUUUCUGCAAGUGGAAAAGGUGAAUGGUCAAGUGCGUCAGAAGGCCAUCGAAAGUGUCAUUUAUGUCCCUCUCACAAGCCGAGAAAAACAACUCGGAAUUGAAUGA
Molecule: messenger RNA, 2477 nt
Organism: Caenorhabditis auriculariae
Lineage: Eukaryota; Metazoa; Nematoda; Chromadorea; Rhabditida; Rhabditidae
Source: the annotation of a GenBank genome assembly